CCUCCCCUUCCCACUGGGAAAGAAAGGGAGGCGGGCGACAAUGGGCGACGAGUCUCACGCAUCCGGAGGCUGCAAGAGCACCGCCACCGCCUCAGAGUUGCGCCACCCCGAGCAAAGUUUGAAGUGCCCGCGCUGCGACUCCUCCAACACCAAGUUCUGCUACUACAACAACUACAGCCUGGCGCAGCCCCGGCACUACUGCAAGACGUGCCGCCGCUACUGGACCAAAGGCGGCGCCCUCCGCAACGUGCCCGUGGGGGGCGGCUGCCGCAAGAACAAGCGAUCCAAAUCGUCCACCUCGCGCCUGUCGCUCGAUCCCAUGCCCCGAAUCCCCGAGUCCGGCGAUGGGCUCAAGUUCCUCAACUCGCUGCCUUCUCUUGCCGCCGACUUCCAAAUCGGUGUUCGACCAUUCUCCGGCCUCCAUUCUCUGAGCACUUCUGGGGUGCUCAGCAGCAACCAGUGCAUGUCCUUGGGAGACGUCAUCUCCUCACCCAAUGCAUUAACGAUGUCUUCUUCAUCUGGCACAGCUGCUACCCCCAUGCUGGGCUACAACUAUCCAGUUUCUGCUGUGGGGGUUUACAGCGACGCAGGCGGCUGCUCUUCGUCUGCGGGGAGCGGCCACACGAACAGUAGCAUUGCCUCUUCCAUCGAGUCCUUGAGCUCCAUAAACCAAGAUCUCCAUUGGAAACUUCAGCAACAGAGGUUGGCUAUGUUCUACGGAGGGCAAGCCCACAAAGACAGCAGCAGCACGUCCGCUUUCCCACCUCCCUUUCUGGAGAACCAACAGGAUCCCAUCUCAUUCGAGGCGGUGGAGAGAUCCAAAGACGAAGGUUUGGAGGGCCACGCCUCCACAAAGUGUUGUGCCGGUAGCGGCCACCACACUUCACCACCAUGGUUCGUCGAGUCUUCCCCUACCAUGCCCAUCACCACCAUCACGACCGACACCACAAUGAGUACGAUGACAACCAACAAUGGCAACAGCAACACCGGCAUAUGGAAUGGAACUCCAUGGCCGGUAUGGAAUGACAUGCCACAGUUCGGCACACUACCUUGACACAGAAAAGGCCAAGUAUACACGGACAGGAACCGCUUCAGUGGAAUCAUGAGGAAGAUGAUGACUGAAGUGGAUGUCAAUCUUCUAAAUUCUAACAAAUACAACCUGUAUCUAUUUGUUCAUUCUUCGAAUUCUCCUCCAUAGGUCUGACUUCACUUGUAAUGAGUGUAAUGGAAAUGACAUCGAAACUGUUGGAUCUUUUCACUGUUACCAAACUGUCUUUUUGAUCCCA
Musa acuminata AAA Group (dessert banana) is the source of this 1286-nucleotide messenger RNA. RefSeq names its product dof zinc finger protein DOF5.7-like. The transcript has a single exon. Gene Ontology annotation, molecular function: DNA binding; DNA-binding transcription factor activity. Lineage: Eukaryota; Viridiplantae; Streptophyta; Magnoliopsida; Zingiberales; Musaceae. Bases 41 to 1054 code for a protein of 337 amino acids. The record is from RefSeq and is a predicted model, not a curated record. Gene Ontology annotation, biological process: regulation of DNA-templated transcription.